ACUCUCACUUGUAUUUAAGGGGAGCCCAAAUUAUGCUCAUUAACAUUCUGCCUUGUACACACAUCGAUAACUACUUAUACUUAAUUCUGAGUAUCAUCACAACAACAACUGAUAGACAUGGCGCCUCUGAAAGGUAAGGUUGAGACUGAAAUAGAAAUUAAGGCACCAGCUGAGAAGUUCUACAACAUCUUCAAGAGCCGGGCACACCACGUCCCAAACAUUUCUUCUGGCAGCAUUCAAGGCGUUCAGGUGCAUGAAGGAGACUGGGAAACACAUGGCUCUAUUAAGAGUUGGAAUUACUCAGUAGGGGACGAAGUAGGGGUAUUCAAGGAAAAGGUGGAGUACAACGAUGAGAACAAGUCCAUAACUCUGAAUGGGGUGGAAGGAGAUGUCUUCAGGUAUUUCAAAAGCUUUAAGCCUGUCUAUCAAUUCACACAAAAGGAUGAAGGCAGCACUGCGACCUUGUCGAUUGCAUAUGAGAAAUUGAAUGACAAUGUUGCAGCUCCAGACAAAUACGUUGGUUUGAUGGUAAAUAUUGUCAAGGAUCUUGAUGCUCACUUUAUCAAGGCAUGAGGAAAAGCAUGCAACGGUGAAAAGAGCUACGUACUGCUUGCUGGUUCAUCGUUAAAGUUCAUGAAUUAUAUCGUCGUGUUAAUUAAUGCGUGCUUUGUUUAAUUACAAGUAAUUAAAAAAUGCUUUGCUAUGUAUUUGUGUCGAGGGAUGUCAUAUGUGAUAUUGUGAUGUAUUAACUAUGGUUAUCACAUAUAUAAAAUAAAAUGAGUGGUGUGCUUAUGUGUCCAGUUUUUGCUCA
This is a messenger RNA of Prunus avium (sweet cherry), 811 nucleotides long. RefSeq names its product MLP-like protein 31. Gene Ontology annotation, biological process: defense response. NCBI's taxonomy places the organism in Eukaryota, Viridiplantae, Streptophyta, Magnoliopsida, Rosales, Rosaceae. The record is from RefSeq and is a predicted model, not a curated record.